CCUAGUCAAUUGUGCUUGACCGUCCUUCCAGCUUCUCCUCCCCCUCCCACCAACCUACCUUUAGACGUCCGUCAUGUCUCACGAGGAGGAGACACAUCAGGAACAACAGCAGCCUGUCAUCGAAAAGGCCCCGUACGCUCAACUAGAGAUUGAGGAUGGAUCGGAUGAACAAGACACUGCAUUACCACCUCCCGCUACGGCUUCGCCCCAAAACUCAAGAGCCAAGCUCUCUGCCGCUGCUAUCAUCCCUGUAUGGAUCGUUCUCAGCUCUGGCGUCAUCAUAUACAACAACCAUUUGUAUAACGCCCUGCAAUUUCGCUAUCCCGUCUUCCUCGUUACAUGGCAUCUGACAUUCGCCACCGUGGGUACCCGUAUUCUCCAACGCACUACCAACCUCCUUGAUGGCAGUAAGGAAGUUCACGUAUCCAAGCAUAUGUUCAUACGCUCUAUACUUCCUAUCGGACUGCUCUUCAGUGGAAGCCUUAUCCUCAGCAAUACGGCCUAUCUGUACCUUAGUGUAGCUUACAUUCAGAUGCUCAAGGCUUUCACUCCCGUUGCCAUCUUGCUUAUCUCUUGGGCCUCACGCAUACAAGACCCUAACCGUAAGCUCAUGGUCAUCGUUCUCAUGAUCUCCUGCGGAGUGGCACUGGCAUCGCAUGGGGAAUUGCAUUUCAACCUCUAUGGUUUUGCAGUGCAGGCCGCUGCUGUUGCAUUUGAGGCUUCCCGCCUGGUGAUGAUCCAAGUCCUACUGCAUGGUUUGAAAAUGGAUCCCCUUGUCUCGCUGCACUACUAUGCCCCUGUCUGCGCAUUAAUCAAUCUCGCAGUCAUACCUUUUACAGAAGGCUUCGCACCGUUCUACGACCUCCCGCGUAUUGGGCCUCUUAUCCUUAUCUCAAACGCUUUGGUUGCGUUCCUACUCAAUGUUGCUGCUGUCUUCCUCGUAGGUGCAGGUAGUGGACUCGUACUCACCCUCGCUGGUGUUUUCAAGGAUAUUCUUCUCAUCAGCGGCUCUGUGCUUCUCUACGGGGCGCCAAUCACGCCUCUCCAAGUCUUUGGUUACUCCGUCGCCUUAUGCGGUCUCAUCCUUUUCAAGAUGUCGGGCGGAAAGUAACCUUGCUCACGUGGGGAUGGCAACUGCUCGUUCGAACAUGUUCGAGUUAGCAGUGUCAUAUAUCCACUUCUGAAGUUAUAUGUUAUCGGUUUUCCGUCGAUAGACAGUUGUUGAGGUGUCGAUGAAUUCGUGUUUUCCCGUUGCCAACCCUCGUCUUUCUUUCUCCGGUGCAACGUGUUGUCUUGACAGUCUCCGCUGCUAUGCGACCCCGAUAUCAAGCCGUUGUGUGGGUGAUUCCU
This is a messenger RNA of Pisolithus orientalis, 1350 nucleotides long. Its product is annotated as TPT-domain-containing protein. The transcript has 7 exons. Gene Ontology annotation, cellular component: trans-Golgi network; endosome; Golgi apparatus. The record is from RefSeq and is a predicted model, not a curated record. NCBI's taxonomy places the organism in Eukaryota, Fungi, Basidiomycota, Agaricomycetes, Boletales, Pisolithaceae. Bases 74 to 1111 code for a protein of 345 amino acids. Gene Ontology annotation, molecular function: antiporter activity.